Messenger RNA from Aspergillus costaricaensis CBS 115574, 1421 nucleotides. Its product is annotated as aldehyde dehydrogenase family protein. The record is from RefSeq and is a predicted model, not a curated record. Gene Ontology annotation, molecular function: aldehyde dehydrogenase (NAD+) activity. Bases 1 to 1419 code for a protein of 472 amino acids. Lineage: Eukaryota; Fungi; Ascomycota; Eurotiomycetes; Eurotiales; Aspergillaceae. The transcript is spliced from 3 exons.
AUGGCUUUGGAUUACACUGCCUUUUACAAUGUCAUCGACAACGAGUUGACUUCCACAACGCAAACCCGUCAUGGCAUUAACCCAGCCAAUUGCCAGCCUAACCCUGAAGUGCCCGUCUCAACGGCAGAAGAUCUCGAUCGCGCAGUGGACGCUGCUAGCCGAGCGUUUCGUCAAUGGUCACGGACCUCGUAUGAUGAGCGCCGCACUGCCAUCCAUUCCUUUGCUGAUCGCAUCGCGGCAAAUAAGGAAGGUAUGGUGGGACUUUUGUCCCGCGAGCAGGGCAAAUCACUGAGCCAGGCAUCGACCGAGCUUGACAUGGCCAUUCAGUGGACUCGUUCGCUCAGCUCCAUCAUUAUUCCCAAGACGGUCGUCAAUGACACAGACGACCGGGAGGUAAUUCAGCGCUAUAUUCCCAUCGGUGUAGCCGCUGCUAUUGUGCCCUGGAACUUUCCCGUGCUGCUGGCUAUCGGCAAGAUUGUCCCGGCUGUGUACACGGGUAAUACUAUCAUCGUAAAGCCCUCCCCAUACACGCCAUACUGUGGUUUGAAGCUGGCGGAAUUGGCAACGCAAUGCUUUCCACCUGGCGUGGUGCAGGCUCUCAGUGGGGGCGACGAUCUGGGACCGAUGAUUACCGAGCACCCGGGUAUUCAGAAGAUUAGCUUCACGGGCUCGAUAGCUACGGGCCAGCGAGUCAUGGCUAGUUGUGCUAAGACGUUGAAGAAGGUGACAUUGGAACUGGGCGGGAAUGACCCCUGCAUUGUGUGCGAGGAUGUAGACAUUGAUGCUAUAAUUCCUCAGAUUGCUUUCCUCUCCUUUUUGUGUUCCAGUCAGAUCUGUAUGAUGAUCAAGCGUCUCUAUGUGCACGAAAAGAUUUACGAUGAGUUCCGCGAUAAACUCGUCCAGCAUGUUCAAAGCUUGAAGAUGGGCGAGGGAACCGAGCCGGACGUAUUCAUUGGGCCUCUGCAAAACAAGAUGCAGUACGACAAGGCCACUGACCUUCUUAACAACAUUCAUUCCAGCGGACUGAGCACCUUCUCGUGUAAUCCCCCAGGCCGAACAGGCUACUUCAUCACCCCAACAAUCGUCGACAACCCGCCCGAGACAUCCCGAGUGGUCCAAGAGGAGCCGUUCGCCCCUAUCCUGCCUCUCCUAAAAUGGUCCGACGAGACGGACGUACUAGCACGCGCCAACAACACAGACUACGGCCUAGGAGCAUCCGUCUGGAGUCGCGACCUGCAGCGCGCACGACGCAUGGCAGAUCAGCUCGAGGCGGGCUCAGUCUGGGUGAACUCACAUUUCGAAUGUGCGCCAUUCGCACCAUUCGGCGGACACAAGAAGAGCGGGCUUGGAGUCGAGUGGGGAUUGAACGGACUGACAGGAUGGUGCAAUUCGCAGACACUGUGGUUACCAAAGCUUUAAUC